Molecule: messenger RNA, 362 nt
Organism: Drosophila subobscura
Lineage: Eukaryota; Metazoa; Arthropoda; Insecta; Diptera; Drosophilidae
Product: PI-stichotoxin-She2a-like
Exons: 2
Coding region: 39-314 (91 amino acids)
Molecular function (GO): serine-type endopeptidase inhibitor activity
Source: RefSeq, a predicted model, not a curated record
UUUUGGGCCAUUCAGUUGACAAAAUAAACUCUUUAGCGAUGGUAAAGCUUAUACUGAAUAUUGUAUUUCUAAGCCUGCUGAUUUAUCUGUCAGCAGCCGACAAUCCUCCGAACUUGGCCAACCGCUUGACGAUUUGCACGCAGCCAAGUGAGUACGGCAACUGCAACGAGAGACAACUCCGAUGGUAUUUCCACCCAGAACACAACAAGUGCAAGCCCUUCUACUACAGCGGAUGCGGAGGGAACUCGAAUAUAUUCUAUUCGCACUUUGAAUGCACUGCCUACUGCAUAAGACCGGACUACGAAGAAAUAUAGUAGGGAAGCCAGACAUUGUCACUUGAUUACACAUUAACUAUUAUAACU